Molecule: messenger RNA, 1930 nt
Organism: Vespula pensylvanica (western yellowjacket)
Lineage: Eukaryota; Metazoa; Arthropoda; Insecta; Hymenoptera; Vespidae
Product: transmembrane protein 192
Exons: 5
Coding region: 1-804 (267 amino acids)
Cellular component (GO): lysosomal membrane; late endosome
Source: RefSeq, a predicted model, not a curated record
AUGGUAGAAUCAAUCGUCUCUCUCUCUUCUGCGGUUUACCUUGAUGUAUCUAUAAAUAUGGACGACGAAGAAUAUCUUCAACCUGUUUUAACUUCUCAAGAAGAAGAUAAUUUUCAAAAAUUGGAUACCGUACCUAUUGUGUCGAUAUCACUUGUCUAUGGCGUAGCUUUAGAAAUCAUUGGAAUUGUAUUCGUUUCGGUAUGGCCCGAAGAAGAAAACAAAUGUGAUACUUAUUUCAUAUAUUUAUAUCUUCAUUGUUUAUAUUGGUUGAUAGUUAUGGUGACCGAUUAUGUUAUAAAAGCCAAGCACCAUACCUUAAGAAUUUGGGGAUAUCUUGAUUUUUAUCAAUCAACUUAUCAACAUAUAAGAACACCUCUUUUCGUAGCAUCACUGUGGAAUACGUGCUAUUUGUUGUUAGCUGUAAUUUUACAUCAUACUCAUAAAAUGAAUUAUGAAGAAUACUGCAGGGCAUCGGAAUGGUUAACGCCUGUGAAUUACAUUGUUAUCUUAACUACCUUAGAGUUUAUGGUAAUUGUUCCGGUUUAUGUGAAUUACAUUAAAAGAGUUAUUAGAUUCAAUAGGUUACGCCCGUUACCUGAUGUUAAAAGAGAGGAAUGGUUGUCGUCUUUUACCCAAGAUUCUUAUGCAAGCAGUGGUGAAAUUGGAUACCAUCACAGGGGCUCAAAUUUAGAAGAAUUGCUUGAAAAACAAGCAGACUUAAUAAGAUAUUUACGAGACCAUAAUGUUCAAUUGAGUCAUAGAAUAAUGAUAUUAGCAUCUCGCCAAAGAACUCGAGAAGUUUAGAUGAUAGAUAAUCAACAUUGAAAUCAAAAUGAGAUAACUAGGAAAUUAAAACAUAGCUUGUAAGUAUGUAAAUUUAGGCGCACGCACAAUUGAAUAUACUCAUUUAAAUUAUUGAAUAUUGAAGAUAUUUUACUUUAUUUUUUUUAUGUAUCUGGUGUUGCGUUAAAUUUAUUUAUUAGAAUAAUAAUCAAAAUUUCGUUUUUUUUUUUUUCGUUACCUUUUUGCAAAGGUUUUAUUAAUAUGUUUAAAAUGUAUCUGCAUACUUACUCAUUAGCAAUGUUUCAUGCAGAUACAUCUAGAGCGAUUAUAUAAUAGGUUUCUUAUGUUGCUUAUAUUUUUAUUUUAUUAUCAUUCUUAGAAACAUCUUGCUUACAUGCAAUUCUUGCGUAAAUUAUUAAUACAUUCAUUAACAAACUUGUGAAAAAAUAUAGAGAUAUGUAUAAGCUGCUUUUGGGUAAUAUUGAAGAUUAAAAUGUUUUUUUAUACGCUAAUUAAGAAAAUUAUGUAGUUACAAAUUCGAUAAAACUUAACAUUUUGUAGUGUUUUGCGUGGAUUUGUUAAUAUACAUAACUCUCUAAGUAUAAAAUAAUUAUACUGGAAUACUGUGAUAGAAAGUGAUGUAUGCAUUGUUUAAACGAAUAAAAUAUAAGUAUAUUUUGAAAUAUAGAACAUACAUAAUAUUGACUUUACAUAAAACAAGUUUUAUAUUGCAUUCGAAUUUGUCUAAAGGAGGAAAAAAUACUUCUUUUCUAAAUUUAAUGAUAUAAUAUUUUUUAACGUAUAUUUAAUAUCUAAUAAUUAUAUAUUUUGUAGUAAUGAUCUCUUGCCUUGCAGAAAUUGCAAAGAAAAAAAGGAAAAAAGAAAAAAAGAGAAGGUUUCACCUAAUGAAUAUAUUUGUAGCGUUUGUUUUGCUGACUGUUUAUUAAUGUAAUCGACGAACGGAAAGAUGUUACAUUUUCAUAUACUUCUUAAAAAUAUGAUAAUUUCGUUAGAAAAUUGGUGGUACAUGUGUGUAUAUAUACAUAUUUGUCUCCUUUCAAUUAUUAUCUUGUUAAGAAAAUUACAAUAUAGUAAAAACAGAUUAGUUAAAUUAUUUUUAUGCUCGUUAUUUAGUUUAUUCUCUACA